AUGAAUGUCGCUACAGGACAAGAGUUGUUGUCAGGAAACAGGCACUUGUAUGUAUGUCUUGGUAUGAAUGUCGCUACAGGACAAGAGUUGUUGUCAGGAAACAGGCACUUGUGUGUAUGUCUUGGUAUGAAUAUCGCUACAGGACAAGAGUUGUUGUCAGGAAACAGGCACUUGUGUGUAUGUCUUGGUAUGAAUGUCGCUACAGGACAAGAGUUGUUGUCAGGAAACAGGCACUUGUAUGUAUGUCUUGGUAUGAAUAUCGCUACAGGACAAGAGUUGUUGUCAGGAAACAGGCACUUGUAUGUAGGUCUUGGUAUGAAUAUCGCUACAGGACAAGAGUUGUUGUCAGGAAACAGGCACUUGUAUGUAGGUCUUGGUAUGAAUAUCGCUACAGGACAAGAGUUGUUGUCAGGAAACAGGCACUUGUAUGUAUGUCUUGGUAUGAAUGUCGCUACAGGACAAGAGUCGUCAGGAAACAGGCACUUGUAUGUAUGUCUUGGUAUGAAUGUCGCUACAGGACAAGAGUUGUCAGGAAACAGGCACUUGUAUGUAUGUCUUGGUAUGAAUAUCGCUACAGGACAAGAGUUGUUGUCAGGAAACAGGCACUUGUGUGUAUGUCUUGGUAUGAAUGUCGCUACAGGACAAGAGUUGUUGUCAGGAAACAGGCACUUGUAUGUAUGUCUUGGUAUGAAUAUCUCUACAGGACAAGAGUCGUCAGGAAACAGGCACUUGUAUGUAUGUCUUGGUAUGAAUGUCGCUACAGGACAAGAGUCGUCAGGAAACAGGCACUUGUAUGUAUGUCUUGGUAUGAAUAUCGCUACAGGACAAGAGUUGUUGUCAGGAAACAGGCACUUGUAUGUAUGUCUUGGUAUGAAUAUCGCUACAGGACAAGAGUUGUUAGGAAACAGGCACUUGUAUGUAUGUCUUGGUAUGAAUAUCGCUACAGGACAACAGUUUUUGUCAGGAAACAGGCACUUGUAUGUAUGUCUUGGUAUGAAUAUCGCUACAGGACAAGAGUUGUUAGGAAACAGGCACUUGUAUGUAUGUCUUGGUAUGAAUGUCGCUACAGGACAAGAGUUGUUGUCAGGAAACAGGCACUUGUGUGUAUGUCUUGGUAUGAAUAUCGCUACAGGACAAGAGUUGUUGUCAGGAAACAGGCACUUGUAUGUAUGUCUUGGUAUGAAUAUCGCUACAGGACAAGAGUUGUUAGGAAACAGGCACUUGUAUGUAUGUCUUGGUAUGAAUAUCGCUACAGGACAACAGUUUUUGUCAGGAAACAGGCACUUGUAUGUAUGUCUUGGUAUGAAUGUCGCUACAGGACAAGAGUUGUUGUCAGGAAACAGGCACUUGUAUGUAUGUCUUGGUAUGAAUGUCGCUACAGGACAAGAGUUGUUGUCAGGAAACAGGCACUUGUGUGUAUGUCUUGGUAUGAAUAUCGCUACAGGACAAGAGUUGUCAGGAAACAGGCACUUGUAUGUAUGUCUUGGUAUGAAUGUCGCUACAGGACAAGAGUUGUCAGGAAACAGGCACUUGUGUGUAUGUCUUGGUAUGAAUGUCGCUACAGGACAAGAGUCGUCAGGAAACAGGCACUUGUAUGUAGGUCUUGGUAUGAAUAUCUCUACAGGACAGGAGUUGUUGUCAGGAAACAGGCACUUGUGUGUAUGUCUUGGUAUGAAUAUCGCUACAGGACAAGAGUUGUCAGGAAACAGGCACUUGUAUGUAUGUCUUGGUAUGAAUAUCUCUACAGGACAAGAGUUGUUGUCAGGAAACAGGCACUUGUAUGUAUGUCUUGGUAUGAAUAUCGCUACAGGACAAGAGUUGUCAGGAAACAGGCACUUGUAUGUAUGUCUUGGUAUGAAUAUCUCUACAGGACAAGAGUUGUUGUCAGGAAACAGGCACUUGUAUGUAUGUCUUGGUAUGAAUAUCGCUACAGGACAAGAGUUGUCAGGAAACAGGCACUUGUAUGUAUGUCUUGGUAUGAAUAUCGUUACAGGACAAGAGUUGUCAGGAAACAGGCACUUGUAUGUAUGUCUUGGUAUGAAUAUCACUACAGGACAAGAGUUGCUGUUAGGAAACAGGCACUUGGUAUGAAUGUAAGUCUGUUUUACUGAAGCAUAAGGAAAGGAUAUUAAUAUCAGUAUGUACAUAUUGUAAGCACGUUUCUGAUCUUAUUGCAAAGUAGAAACCUUGACAAAUGCCUGAAACAGUUGGCUUGAAACACAGAGAAAGAGUUCCACAAUUACAAGUGAUCCGUUUACCGGUAAUUACAAGUUAGGUCAAAUUAGGCUUGGACUGGUAAUUCCUGUCCCGGUGGACAGGCAAAUAAAGUACCUUACAGCGGUA
Molecule: messenger RNA, 2343 nt
Organism: Haliotis rufescens (red abalone)
Lineage: Eukaryota; Metazoa; Mollusca; Gastropoda; Lepetellida; Haliotidae
Exons: 2
Coding region: 1-2091 (696 amino acids)
Source: RefSeq, a predicted model, not a curated record